AUGCGUGUAUCUAUGUCCGCUUUGUCUUUCGCGGCUGUCGCGGCUGCUAUUGACCUCCCAAACUAUCCUCCAGACGGAAACGUUGCUCUUACGGUAGGGGCUGGCUCAAGCCUCGAGGGAUACAAACUCGCUGGAUUUUUGAGCGAGGGGAAGGGUUUCCCGGAACUCGUGCCUGCAACUGAGGCCAAACCAGACACAUGGUAUCUACACUUCUGGAACCUUGUCCACACCGGUUGGUACGCGAUUACUAUGAACAUUGAUGGCACGACCUAUCAACUUGAAAGAAACCCAAACGAUUUUGAGUUAACUCCCCAGACGGAAUACUCCUCCGGCGACGAUCUUUGGCAACCCAGAUUAGACUCUCCUGUUUUCCCUUGGUGGGGUAGUGAAACGGCGUUUCCCUUUGGCUGCACCCGAGAUGAUGGGCACAUUCAGCUUUCCAUUCACGAGGCAGACGACGUCCCUGCGAACUGCGAACAGAUCCAGUUGGAGUACCACCUACUUGCCUAG
Molecule: messenger RNA, 510 nt
Organism: Xylaria bambusicola
Lineage: Eukaryota; Fungi; Ascomycota; Sordariomycetes; Xylariales; Xylariaceae
Exons: 3
Coding region: 1-510 (169 amino acids)
Source: RefSeq, a predicted model, not a curated record